This is a messenger RNA of Trichechus manatus latirostris (Florida manatee), 4488 nucleotides long. It is a transcript of the gene ELMO2, whose product is annotated as engulfment and cell motility 2. The record is from RefSeq and is a predicted model, not a curated record. Lineage: Eukaryota; Metazoa; Chordata; Mammalia; Sirenia; Trichechidae. The transcript has 21 exons. Bases 997 to 3159 code for a protein of 720 amino acids. Gene Ontology annotation, biological process: actin filament organization; cell motility.
GUAAUAAUCCUGUUCUGCCUGCUUCAUAGGGCUGCUAGAAAGAUUCAACAAAAUACAUGAGAAUACUUUGAAAAUCAUUACUUUUACAUUGUUGUGUUCUGGAAGUGUUGGCGUUUUGACAGUUGACUUCUGAAGCAACGCACCCUGAUCAGGAAAUGAUAGUGAUAGCUUUCCUCUUUCUGAGGCCUGUGGGUUUGUAGGGACAGAGAGUUCACCUCUUUCCACCAAAAAGGUUUGUACUUCCCUGGCUGUAAGAACUGGCAUCUGUAUCUGUGUUUGGCCUGAAAACUUGAUAGCACACAUGAAUAACAGCUUAGCAACAGCCAUGGAUGCCUGGAGAGGCAGGCAGUCUUCAUUCGUGAGGUGUGGAUUGCUGGCGUGAGUGGCUAAACCUGGAGGGUGCAGGAGUAAGGUCUUUCUCAUUAAGAGAGAGGCCUUUCCUGCACCUGUGGGCAAGGAAAGUAAAUAUAUAUUGAAAUAAUCCAUCAGUCGAGUGACUUCCCUUCAUCAGAUCUUAGAGAGAGAAUGCUUUAGCUACCACUAAGCUAGCAGAGUUGCCUAGGAUACUGGUCACGUGGGCCCAUCUUCUAGACUUGCUCAAAGUGAUUUAUUUUCCUUUAUUUUGGAGAGAAGUGGAGGAGGGGGUCGGGUCCUUGCAAAGCCUUGUCCUCCUAUAGAGGCCCUUUGUGUGUGGGUAUCCUCACCUCCCUGCUCUCAGCCCUUGACAGCCCUUGCCCUUGGCAGUAGGGACUAAAAUAGCAUUUCCUGCCCCAGUUCCCUUCCCCAUUUUCUGAACUUUGCGUCAUCCCAUGCAGAGGAGGCUCCACAUUUUGUCCUUUGGUGGGGAGGGAGUGGCAGCAAUGAGUAGGGAGAAGGCAAGAGAUCAUGCGGCUGGGCUUUGCUGACGCCAGGAUCUUCCUGGGUGACUGCAGAAUGAAAGCAGCUUUGUCUGUGUUUGUGUGUGUCUUGGAGAGAUAGGGCCCAUUGUAAACUGCAAUGCCACCACCAUCAGACAUCGUCAAAGUGGCCAUCGAGUGGCCAGGUGCCAAUGCUCAGCUCCUUGAAAUCGAUCAGAAACUGCCCCUGACAUCCAUUAUCAAGGAAGUUUGUGACGGGUGGUCAUUGCCAAACCCAGAAUACUACACCCUCCGGUAUGCAGAUGGUCCUCAGCUCUACAUCACCGAACAGACGCGCAGUGACAUUAAGAAUGGGACAAUCUUACAGCUGGCCAUCUCCCCGUCCCGGGCCGCACGCCAGUUGAUGGAAAGGACCCAGUCAUCCAGCAUGGAGACCCGGCUGGAUGCCAUGAAGGAGCUGGCCAAGCUCUCUGCUGACGUGACCUUUGCUACAGAGUUCAUCAACAUGGAUGGCAUCAUCAUGCUCACACGGCUUGUGGAGAGUGGAACCAAGCUUUUGUCCCACUACAGUGAGAUGCUGGCAUUCACCCUGACUGCCUUCUUAGAGCUCAUGGACCAUGGCAUUGUCUCCUGGGACAUGGUUUCCAUCACCUUUAUUAAGCAGAUCGCAGGGUACGUAAGCCAGCCCAUGGUGGACGUGUCAAUCCUUCAGAGGUCCCUGGCCAUCCUGGAGAGCAUGGUCUUGAACAGCCAGAGUCUGUACCAGAAGAUAGCAGAGGAAAUCACCGUGGGACAGCUCAUCUCCCACCUUCAGGUCUCCAACCAGGAGAUUCAGACCUACGCCAUUGCACUGAUUAACGCACUUUUUCUGAAGGCUCCUGAGGACAAGCGACAGGAUAUGGCCAAUGCAUUUGCACAGAAGCACCUUCGGUCCAUAAUCCUGAAUCAUGUGAUCCGAGGGAACCGCCCAAUCAAAACUGAGAUGGCCCAUCAGCUGUAUGUCUUACAAGUCCUGACCUUUAACCUUCUGGAGGAAAGGAUGAUGACCAAGAUGGACCCCAAUGACCAGGCUCAGAGAGACAUCAUAUUCGAACUAAGGAGGAUUGCAUUUGAUGCAGAGUCAGACCCUAGCAGCGUCACUGGGAGUGGGACCGAAAAGCGCAAAGCCAUGUACACCAAGGACUACAAAAUGCUGGGAUUCACUAACCAUAUCAACCCAGCAAUGGACUUUACCCAGACUCCUCCUGGAAUGCUGGCCUUGGACAACAUGCUGUACUUGGCUAAAGUCCAUCAGGACACCUACAUCCGGAUUGUUUUGGAGAACAGCAGCCGAGAAGACAAACAUGAGUGUCCCUUUGGCCGCAGUGCCAUUGAGCUCACCAAAAUGCUCUGUGAAAUCCUACAGGUUGGGGAACUACCCAAUGAAGGGCGCAACGACUACCACCCCAUGUUCUUUACCCAUGAUCGAGCAUUUGAAGAGCUCUUUGGAAUUUGCAUCCAGCUGUUGAACAAGACAUGGAAAGAGAUGCGGGCGACAGCAGAGGACUUCAACAAGGUUAUGCAAGUAGUCCGAGAGCAAAUCACUCGAGCUUUGCCCUCCAAACCCAACUCUUUGGAUCAGUUCAAGAGCAAACUGCGUAGCCUGAGCUACUCCGAGAUCCUGCGGCUGCGCCAGUCCGAGAGGAUGAGUCAGGAUGACUUCCAGUCCCCGCCAAUCGUGGAACUGAGGGAGAAGAUCCAGCCCGAGAUCCUGGAGCUGAUCAAGCAGCAGCGCCUGAACCGGCUCUGUGAGGGUAGCAGCUUCCGAAAGAUUGGGAAUCGCCGAAGGCAAGAACGUUUCUGGUACUGCCGCUUGGCACUGAACCACAAGGUUCUGCACUAUGGCGACCUGGAUGACAACCCUCAAGGGGAGGUGACAUUCGAGUCCCUGCAGGAGAAAAUUCCUGUUGCAGACAUUAAGGCCAUUGUCACUGGGAAAGAUUGUCCCCACAUGAAAGAGAAAAGUGCUCUGAAGCAGAACAAGGAGGUGUUGGAAUUGGCUUUCUCCAUCCUCUAUGAUCCUGAUGAGACCUUAAACUUCAUUGCACCUAACAAGUACGAGUACUGCAUCUGGAUCGACGGCCUCAGUGCCCUUCUGGGGAAGGACAUGUCUAGUGAGCUGACCAAGAGUGACCUGGACACCCUGCUGAGCAUGGAGAUGAAGCUGCGGCUCCUGGACCUGGAGAACAUCCAGAUUCCCGAGGCCCCACCACCAGUCCCCAAGGAGCCCAGCAGCUAUGACUUUGUCUAUCACUACGGCUGAGCCUGGAGCCGAAGGCGACAGUGCCCAGGAAGGCAUUUGGGGCCCAGGAGAAACUCACAGUCUGGUGCCUUGUCUUUUGCUUGUACAGAAUCUGUAGUGACCGUGGUGACCAGUCAGUGCCAGCCAUUCCUCUGACCACCUCGGACCACCCAGAGCUUCCUCUUGGUCCCUAUCAGCUAAGAGUCACGAAGGCAGGUGCUCUGCCCUCCCAUCACCGUCAGGCCUGGGAUCGGGCCGUGAGGAAUGAACAGCAGAGGCCCUUGCCUUCCAGCCUAACAAACUGCCUCUUGAGCUGGAUUUAACAACAGCCACUCACCUUUUCUUCCUGAGCCUGUCUGGUCUGCUGGACUCCCAGGUGAGCAGGACCUGGCCUGGGAAGGCUGCCUGCAGAAGACUGGUGUGCUGGGCGCAUGGAGAGCCUUGGAGUGACUGCUUGUGUGUGACCCAUGCCUGUGGCUCAGAUCUCAGUAGGGGCCUUGGCCUUUGCUUGGUGGAUGCCUUGGGCCUUUUGCUUUUGUCUUCUCCAUUAGGGCUCACUCCAGCCUUACACGGUGCCAAGAUGCUGCUGCUUCUGAGAUUUGGCUCUAACAUCUCUGCUCUCUGGAGCCACCAGAUCUUCCUUGUCCAGGCAGUUUUCAGGCAGAUGGAAAUUUCUCCCCUACAGGCUCUCAGUCUCUCAUCCUGCAAGUCAAAGGCCUUGGGGCUAAGUCCCACCCUCUUGUCUCCAGGAACUCUGCAGGAAAAGCCCAGAUGAGGUCAUGAGAUCCCAUCCCCCCACAUUUGUAUCUCUUCCUUCCUUGGCAGAAAUCUCCCACUGACCUCAAUUGCAGCCCCUCCAGUUUGCUUUUCCUCUGGCCUGCCAACCCCAGGACGUCUGUCCUUUCCUUCCUCCCGUUCCCAGCGCUUUGGUUUCUGCCAUUGGCGGUGAGUUCAGGGAGCUGGCGGAGCCCAGCCAAGGCCACAGCUGUGCCAUUGGGGCUUUCCUGGUGCUGCAGCACUUGUAAACUACACACACAGCCUCUCUCCUUGGACACACGUUAACACAGUGGCAUUCAGUAUUGGUAGGCCGGCAUGGUAGGUACUAUCUGAUGAAGAGUGUACUAUAUAUUUUCUUUACUAUAGGCCAUACUUAUACAGACGUGUAUAUAUAUUUAUAUAAGAUCUACCUAUCCUAGAACUCAAAAGUUUGGAGGGAAAUAAAACGGGGGGCAAAAAAAAAACCAAACAAUAGUAACACUUCCAAUUGUGAGCCAAGAUGGUAACCUGAGAACAGCCAGGAGCUUCCUGUCAGUAACCAUGUUUUCAAUAAAUACUCUUUCAUGUACAAAA